Messenger RNA from Poecilia latipinna (sailfin molly), 4796 nucleotides. RefSeq names its product mucin-5AC-like. Bases 222 to 4796 code for a protein of 1524 amino acids. The record is from RefSeq and is a predicted model, not a curated record. NCBI's taxonomy places the organism in Eukaryota, Metazoa, Chordata, Actinopteri, Cyprinodontiformes, Poeciliidae. The transcript is spliced from 23 exons.
GAGCCUCCCGCCUGCUGAACCACAUCGCCGCUCAGACGCAGGUGGAUCCUGGACAGAGAAACUCAGGAGAAACGUGGAGCGUGUGAAACUUGGAUUCAUCCUAGACGUGUGAAGACGGGGAAGAUGGAGAGACGUGUGCGAACCGGAGAGAAGAUAUCAAGUCCUCCUCCGUAGGGUUCAAAGGUUAACUCAUAGACAACCAGACAAACACCAUCAGGAGGAUGUUUGGCCUUUUCUUUGAAGCAACAUGGAGAAGGCGGCUUUGUUUCCAUCCAGUCAUCUUCUUUUUCCUGGCAGCAGCCGCUCCACCCACAGUGGACGGAUAUUUCCUCAGAGACAUUAAGGCAGUAGUAAAUGGCUGUGAAGACCACUGGGCCCUUCGGGACAGGAUCUCCAUCCCAAGCCUUUCCCAGAUGACUGUAUGUGUGAAUAUUCGCGUGGUUGUCCCUGGACCCUGGGUGGCCUUUUCUUACAGCUCAGUCCGGACACCAAACCCCAAUUUAGCUCUUGAAGGGGACGACAAAACAAUUUAUGGAUGGUUACUGCAAGUCCAGCACCGGUUUCCGUUCAAGAUGUCCCCAAUGGAGUGGCACAGGGUGUGUCUAAGGAGGGACGUACGGAGAAAUAUCUUCAGCCUGGAGGUUGAUCACGUCAUGGUAGCAGAGAGGACGGUCAUCGCUCAGGCCAUCCCUCCGUCUGGUUCCCUGUGGCUGGGCUGCCAUCAGAGAAACCGGUCACCUGGAGGUGCCGUGGGAAAGGUGGAGCUGUACCUUUUCCGCAUGUGGGCAGACCUGGGUGAACACAGGUCCUGCGAGGACGGAACUGUGACUGGCUGGGAUGGAGACCACUGGGAUGUUACCAGUCCCAACGCCAAAGAAACGGACCAUUCUCUUCCAUGUGACCACAAGAGAUUGAGACGAGAUGCAAAUCCAAGCAAUGCUACAGCUAGUAGUGUGGAUUCAGUCAUUACCAGUGAAGCAGGAAGCAGUCGAGUGUUUCCCGCAGAGACCGGUUCCUCAGACAUCACGUCUCCAGCAGCAGUGAGGACCACAACACCUGAUAAAAGUCCAGCCAAUCAGGUCGCACUAAGCACCAGCGUUCAUCCAAUCACAGCUCUGCCUGCAGAACGAAGUACAACUGCAGGAUUAUUCACAUCAGGAACUCUAGUCACCUGCAACAUCAGUCAAUUAUGUUCCAACAAAAAUGCUUACUACUGGAUUCCCAUGAGUGUGAAAUCUGAGCAAAGCAAUAAAACCGAACAGGACCUCAGUAAUCUGGUGUCAGAAGCUUUUGAUUGUAAAAACACCAGCAAUGAGGGAGGAUUCGGCCACUUCUGUAAAGCUAACGGACAACUUCAGGUCAUGGAAGUGACUUGCAGAGCAAAAGCUGCUGCCACUGAAAGCCAGACGUUGUGCAACGUGCUGCUGCUCCUCAGCCAUGCGGUGUCGCCGUGCGACCUGCAGCACGUGCUGCAGCGCGCCAGAGGGGCGCUGCAGGCAAACAUCACCGGGAACGUGGAGAGAGUCGGAAGAACGCUCUGUGAGGACGGGUUGCCCUCUAGUGGUGACUUUGUGCGCUGCACGUCCACGUCGUCUCUGGAUGAAAUCUGCAGGUCGAACAGGACCUCUGACAUCUCCUGUUCUGUCUUAGAGACAAACUCUGUGGAGGCUCCACAACAGACGCCAAACUCCUGCAGCGGGACGGUGCCUCGUUUCUGCAACUGCUCUGCUUUCUGUGAAACUGAGAGGCAGCUUUAUGCUAUAAAAAUCAAAAUCACCAGUAAUAUGACAGUUAUCCACCUCAGAGACUUGUUGUUAAAAUCUAACAUCCUCUCAGUGUGCACACCGAACUUACAGGGGGAAAACUGUUCAGACAUCGUAACAAAACACACGGGCACUCAUCUGGAAUGUUACGGGGAAAUUAAUCGGAGGUUCUACAGCUGCAUGGUGGUGCUGGAAAUGUCCGGACCCGUCAACAGCUGCUCCCUCAGUAAACUUGUGAAACUCCUCAUUGACAAGGAAGAGUUCAUAACGACCGACGGCUCACUGUCUCGAAUGAUGGUGUGUGGUGGCGCUCCGGAUUUGUCUGGUCCCGCCCUGUUGGCGUCCAACCUGAAGUGGAGUAAAGCUGACCUGCUUCCCUCUGACGUUUGUCAGCCUGGCUCCACUCUGAUAAAAUGUGAAGCUAAUGAGACUCUUGCUGUUCUCCUGGCGGACAGUUGCCCUCCAGUUCCUCAAACAACAAGCCCAACUCAGACUAACAGCCUCACUUCACCAACAUCUGUGACCCACACGACUGCAAACGCUGAGCAAAAACAGCUGACAUGGUCUCCAAACACAAGUUUCACUCCACCAAACAACUCAACAAUGCACAACUUAACGUCAGCUGCAGAAUCUUCCAAGAAUGCCACGGUCCACUCCGAAAUAUCAACCAAUCAAACAGUGUUUACUACAGCUAGUUUGAGUGAAACAAAAAACUACAAUGGAUCUACAACUGGACCAAUCCACAAGCAGACAACAGCAACUACAACAAGCCUCGUUACAUCCACUAAAACUACAACAAAGUCGCCCCCCAGUUAUGCACCUGUACCUUCAACCAGUGUCCUACAAUCCAAUGAAACAAGAACUUAUAGUGCAACUUCAUCCACUAAAACUACAACAAAGUCACCCCCCAGUUAUGUACCUUCAACUAGUGUCCUACCAUCCAACGAAACAAGAACUUAUGGUACAACUACAUCCACUAAAACUACAACUGAACUGCAUCCCAGCUAUGCAACUGUACCUUCAACUAGUGUCCUACCAUCCAGUGAAACAAGAACUUAUAGUGCAACUUCAUCCACUAAAACUGCAACAAAGUCGCCCCCCAGUUAUGUACCUUCAACCAGUGUCUUCACUUCCAAUGAAACAAGAACUUAUGGUGCAACUUCAUCCACUAAAACUACAACAAAGUCGCCCCCCAGUUAUGUACCUUCAACCAGUCUCCUACCAUCCAAUGAAACAAGAACUUAUGGUACAAUUUCAUCCACUAAAACUACAACUGAAUCACACCCAAGUUAUGCAACUGUACCUUCAACCAGUUUCCUACCAUCCAGUGAAACAAAAACUUACGACACAUCUACUGUUACACCCUCCACCAGUCGCUUAGCAGUGUCCAACGUAACUACACUGAAUGUCUUUACAAGCAGUGGAGCAAAAAACAAUGAUGGAAAUACAGCAAACAAUGAAAGUACCAAAAGCAACAUAGCAGCAAAUACUACAAGUAACACCAGUCCUCCAUCUUUGACAAACAUACAAAAUGUAACAUCUCCAACCCAUCCUCCAGUAAAACUGGAAAAUGUAACUACAGAGACUAACACUCUUUUAACAGCUGUUGUUUCAGAUUACACAAAGCCAUAUGCAACACCUAGCAAUGAUCAAACAACUGCCUACAAUGCUAGAACACCCGACAGAGCAGAACAUCAUGUAGCAACUCCUAGCAACAAUAGCACUAUAAUUCAUUAUGAUACAACACCCAGCAAGAAAUACACAACAGAGCUCAAACUCACAAACCCCAACAACACAACAGACGAUAGCACUAUAACAUCCAGCAACAGUCACACAACUGAAAACAUCAACCACACAACAGACUCUAAUGCAACAGCACCAGGCAACAACUACACAGCAGAGUUCAAUGCCACAAAACACAACAAUCAGACAGCAAUCCAGAAUGCUACAACACCAACCAACCAUUACACAACACCCAGCAAUUCCACAACACUCACUGACAAUCAAGCAACUGUAGAUGAUUCCACAAUACCCAGCAACAAUCACACAACACUCUAUGCUACUAUAAAACCCAACAACAAUUACACAACAAUCCACAAUCCUACAACACCCAGCAACAAUAACACAACACCCUCCAAUCCUACAAGCAACAAUAACACAGCACUCUACAAUGCUACAACACUCACUGAGCGUCAAACAACUUUAGACAAUCCUACAACACUUGGCAACAAUAACACAGAGCUCUAUAACACUAUAACACCCAGCAACAACCACACAACAUUCUACAAAACUACAACACUCACAGAUAAUCAAACAAUUGUCUACAAUGCCAGAACACCCAGCAACAUUCCCAAAACACCAAACAAUAACACAACAUUCUAUAAUGCUACAACACUCGCAGACAAUCAAACAGUGGACAAUGCCACAACACCCAGCAUCAAUCACACAACACUCUUUGCCACUAUAAAACCCAACAACAAUUACACAACAAUCCACAAUCCUACAACACUCAGCAACAAUAACACAGCACUCUACAAAGCUACAACACUCACUGAGCAUCAAACAACUUUAGACAAUCCUACAACACUCAGCAACAAUAACACAGAGCUCUAUAACACUAUAACACCCAGCAACAACCACACAACAUUCUACAAAACUACAACACUCACAGAUAAUCAAACAGUGGACAAUGCCACAACACCCAGCAUCAAUCACACAACAUCGUCCAAUCCUACAACAAGCAGUCAUAAUACAAUGUUCUACAAUGCUACAACACUCACUGACAAUCAAACAACUGUAGACAAUUCCACAUUAUCCAGCAACAAUCACACAACCUACAAUGCCACAACACCCAGCAACAUUCCCACAACAUCAAACAAUAACACAACAUUAUAUAAUGCUACAACACUCACAGACAGUAAAGCAAAAGUAAUCAAUGUCACAACAACCAGCAACAAUAACACUAUGUUCUACAGUACUACAACACCCAGCGAUAACCACACAACACAACAGUCCCACAACAACCAGCAAUAA